Molecule: messenger RNA, 360 nt
Organism: Glycine soja
Lineage: Eukaryota; Viridiplantae; Streptophyta; Magnoliopsida; Fabales; Fabaceae
Product: phosphopantothenoylcysteine decarboxylase-like
Exons: 1
Coding region: 1-360 (119 amino acids)
Biological process (GO): coenzyme A biosynthetic process
Cellular component (GO): phosphopantothenoylcysteine decarboxylase complex
Molecular function (GO): phosphopantothenoylcysteine decarboxylase activity; FMN binding
Source: RefSeq, a predicted model, not a curated record
AUGGAUUCCUCUGGGGCAAGAAGAGCUGACUUAAGAGCCAAGGCAAAAGCUAUGGCAGAGAAGCCUCGGGUUCUGCUUGCUGCUUGUGGAAGUGUUUGUGCAGUAAAAUUUGGAAAUGUUUGCCGUAGUUUUGCAGAAUGGGCAGUGGUGAAGGUAGUUCUCAUAAAAUCAGCUUUGCGUUUUAUUGAUGAACAAACACUUCCCCAGGAUGUAACUGUAUAUCGUGAUGAGAAAGAUUGGAGAACUUGGAAAAAGCUAGGUGAUCCUAUGCUUCACAUUGAGCUCUGUAAUUGGGCUGAAAUCAUGGUCAUUGCUCCAUUGUCAGCAAAUACUCUUAGCAAGGUAAUUAAUCAAACUUGA